This is a messenger RNA of Chaetomium globosum CBS 148.51, 3651 nucleotides long. RefSeq lists its product as uncharacterized. The transcript is spliced from 3 exons. Gene Ontology annotation, cellular component: nuclear pore. Gene Ontology annotation, molecular function: structural constituent of nuclear pore; protein binding. The record is from RefSeq and is a predicted model, not a curated record. Bases 1 to 3651 code for a protein of 1216 amino acids. Lineage: Eukaryota; Fungi; Ascomycota; Sordariomycetes; Sordariales; Chaetomiaceae.
AUGGCCUCCAGAGACUUCGAGAUAUUCUACAAGGAGACGCGAUUGAAUUUAGAACCUGCGUCGCAAUCAUCGACCGUCCAAAUCCGUGUCGCACCGCAGGGCGCCUAUGGACGGUCGAGCUCAAGUCGGAGUGGCCCCUCGGCCGACGACGAAAAGGGAUACAAAUCGAAGAGUCUAGCGACAGCAUCCUCCAUUUACUACCGGAAAUACAACGGCUCACCACGAGGCUUCAUAUGGCGGGUCUUGGAUAACGGCAAUGUCCUCAGUCUGCGCGUCGCCGAUGUCUGCAAACAAGAGAAGGAGCCUGAUGCGCCGCUCAUCUUGAACCUCCGUUUUCCGACUCCGAUUCGGACAUCCUGCAUCGGCUUUGCCGACUACGAAGACGGCGAUGCGCUCUGCGUCUAUGCUGUGGACCACUCCAACCAACUAUGGUCGCUCACACUGCGGCCGGAUCACUUUCGGAAACGGACCGCGACCGAUGGGGGGCUAGGCGAUGCUUGCAAGUCGUAUUCGCCUCCGGGAUUCGGGUUUAAGCAUCCGCAUAGACUGGCCGUUGUCAACCCUGACCAGCUGAUCGUGACCAUGCACGAUGGCGGCAUCUUGAAGUUCGACAGGAACAGGGCGUUUGACUCAAAUGGAGGGGCGUGGAAGGAAACCAUCUACAACGUUGCCGGAUGGGGGCAAAGUCUUCGGGGGUUGGUUCCCUUCCAACGAAACCCGACUAUCAGGUACGACAAGGUCAACAUGGAGUUGACGGCAGCCGCCUCGACAGCAGUUACGACCAUGGGCCAUUCCGAGACGGCAUUCCUGUUUACCAUCUGCCUGGAUCACCGUAUGAGAGUGUGGGAUGUGCGGACCGGCCAGAUUCUGUACACUGGCGACAUUCUAAACACGAGGCGUGACCCCCAAGAAGUUGGCAAGUGGACCGUCGAUCCGUCUCAGGGCAACCUGAUCCGGAUACUGGAGAGCGGCCGCGGGCAAUGCCUGGUAGUGACAUACUCCCCUGUUGGGGCUGGCGAGUUCAAGUUCUGGAAGGUGAAGGCAAACGAUCAGGGGUCGCUGUGGACGAUGUGGAAGAACAACACCAGCUAUCGCGUGCACAGGUUGCAAGUACAACCACAGAACGGGACGGAGCCUUUUGGCGACGGCUGGAAGGCGGUGCAUGUCGACAACACGGUACCGACUGUGCGGGUGUCAGGGUCCUGGAACCCAACAGACUCGGCCGAGAAGUGGCUCGACCUCAUCUUCUUCCCUGGCCGCUUCUCCAAAUCGACCCUCGAGACAGCGCUGGCGAUGUACGAGAAAGGAUUGGGUACUUACAAGGAGUCGGCGUCCAAGGCCGGCAGGAGCAUCGCAGAAUCUAUUUGCUCUGUACUAGGAUCGACCACGACAUUGGACCGGAGCCCAUCAGGGGGCGCAGACUACGACCAGUUCAGAAACACGAGCGAGACUCAGUGGAUGCGCUUCUGGCGACUCUUGCUCGAGCUCGAUAAACAAAGGGGCGAAGCCCUCUCACUGGUCUUCGACCCCUUGGAUGGUAUGAUCUGGGUUGCUUGCGCCGACUUGGUUGCCGCUGUCAGGCAGUGCAGCGACCUCGACCGUGUCUACUACAACCUCCAGUCUCCCGAAAAGAGGCACGAAGAUGUCGCUGCGCUGGUGUCGGCCGGUUUGACCUUUGUGGACAGCUUUUCAGACAGCAUGCACCAACUAAGCAAUUCUGCUUUAAGGGCCGAGUUAUAUGGAAAUUCGGCCCGGUCAGAUAGCGAACGGAUGCAGCUAUUUUUGGACCGCGCUGGGUUCUGGCCCUCGAUUACGGACGAGGAUUUGGCCCAGGUGUUUGACACCCUGGGUCAGAACUACCAGAUGGUGACAGCGCGGCUUUACGAGGACCUGUUCGACCUUAUCACGGUGACGAGUGAGGCAAACUCUCAAGAGCUGCGGGAACCCUUCACGGGAUUCGGAAGGAAAGUGGUCGUUCGUGCCGUACAGGAGACCAUCGAGCUCCACUGGCAGAUCCUCUUUAGCCAGCUCAUCCUGCUUGUGCACAUGGAGUUUGAUAUCGAAAGCGAGGACGCUUCUCCACUGCACUCGCGGUUCGAGGUCGGCUCAGUGUAUCGCCGCCUGAUCGAUGCUCUCCGUAGACUGGAACACUUAAGGUGGAUGGCGAAGACUGAGUUGAGCUUUUCAACAACAAAAUCAGGUGGCUCCGGUUCCUCUUCGCCAGCCUUGACAAAGCGCGUCCAAGAUGAGAAUAACACCAAAACCGCUCUCGAAGGGCUGACCGGGCAUCUUUUCGGACUUCCAGAGAGCAACAACGUGCCUCUACUCUCGAGCAUCACCGAUCUGGUGUUGGACCUUUGUGCUCCCAGCAGUACGACCGUCAUCUACACCUGGCUGCUGCAGUGCUCGCUCCUCAAACAGGACCGGCCCGAUCUUGCAUUGGAGCUUCACCCCUUUGCUGAUGAGGAUGCAUUUUCCACAUACGUCCAAGGCCGCGUCUUCCUCGCGCUCAGGGACCACGACACAGCUUCCUUUUACUUCAAAAAGGCCGCCAUUGGCCUGAGCAUUUCCCUCAAACACUUAGACAGACACAGCGCGGGGCUUCUCGACGACACAGAAUGGAAUCUCCUUAACAGCGGGCUUCCAAACUACUACUCCCACAUCGUCAGCCUCUACGACCGGCAAAAGGCCUACUCCUUCGUCAUGGAGUUCUCCCGCCUCGCGCUGCAGUUCGUCCAACAAGGAGGUAGCAAUAACAACAACCACGAAGCCACGGGCGCUAUCAAAACCGAGAUGCUCAGCCGCCUCUUCGCGGCCGCCACCUCCAUCUCGCACUUCGAGGAAGCCCACUCGGCCCUGCUCUCCCUCGACGACGAAGCCCUCCAGAAAUCCUACCUCCGCCGCCUCGUCGAGAAGAUGUGCGAGACGGGCCAGAGCUCCGAGCUCAUCACGCUGCCCUUCUCGGGCCUGCAGACCAAGGUCGACGACAUGCUGGUCGACAAGUGCCGCGCCGCCCGCGACGUGCUCGCCGGCGUCCCCUACCACCAGAUCCUCUACGCCUGGCGCAUCAGCCACAACGACUACCGCGGCGCCGCCGCCGUCCUGCUCGACCGCCUGCAGAAGCUGCGCCGCGCCGGCGAGGGCGAUCGCGUCGCCGGUGGCGGUGGCGGUGUGAGCUCGAAUAACGCAGCCGGCGCCGUCGACGACGCCCUUGACACCCAGGUCACCAGGCAGUACCUGCUGCUGAUCAAUGCCCUGAGCUGUGUCCCGCCGCAGGAGGCGUAUAUCCUGGAAGAUGUGCUCCCUGGUGGGAGCGACGAGGAUGGGGACCAGCGGGGUAGCAAGACGGGGGGCGAUGAUCUGGAGGCGCAGGUGGACGAGCUUGUGAAGAGGCUGGAUGCGGAGGCGGCCCAGGACGUUGGUGGUGGUGGUGAGGGUGGUGACAACGAAACGGAGGAGGAGGAGGAUGCGCCGCUGCUGGAGAAGAUGAAGAGGUUCUCGGCGCGGAGCGGAAAGCAGUUGCCGCCGCGGCGGUUCCUUAUGCUGGCCGAUAUCCGGAAGCAGUACCAGCAGGAGUUGGACAGGAUCGUGGCGAUCCAGAACAACCAGUUUGGGUUUAGCCCCGAGGAUGAUUUGAUGGAUUUAGCGUGA